This is a messenger RNA of Solea solea (common sole), 4585 nucleotides long. RefSeq names its product ring finger and SPRY domain containing 1 (gene rspry1). The transcript has 15 exons. Gene Ontology annotation, molecular function: ubiquitin-protein transferase activity; protein binding. The record is from RefSeq and is a predicted model, not a curated record. Bases 577 to 2355 code for a protein of 592 amino acids. Gene Ontology annotation, cellular component: cytoplasm. NCBI's taxonomy places the organism in Eukaryota, Metazoa, Chordata, Actinopteri, Pleuronectiformes, Soleidae.
GUUAGCUGCUAGCGCUACGGAAAUUAGCAAGUAGCUAGCGGUUGUAGUGUCGCAAAAAUAUGUGUAAGUAGACUUAGCUCGCCGUCACGUGAAUGUGUUGUUUGGAGUAAGACAAAGCCUCGUUGCGGGACACAUAAGCGGGUCAUGUAAACGACCACAGCACUUCACCGGUGUCUGAGUCUCGCGCUUACUUCACGGCUGGUCACGUUAGCACACUUGCGUCGUUUGACAGCAGAAUCCGCGUGAACCAGCUAACAAGCUAACAGCUAACGUUAGCCGGCUAGCUGCUACACAUCGGAGCUAACCGAUUAGCUACCUGUUUUGCUAAAGUACUCUGGUGUGGGUCGCGAACGCAGUCUGUGCAUGCCCAGAACGACAGCUGGACUUGAAUCAUGUGCUGUUGAUGAUGGUCAGAGCAUAUCUUGGAGCAUCAUCUGGCCUUUCCUGGUCUAUCUGACCAGCUGUAUAUUAUUACUCUCAAAACAAUCCGUCAUCUCUGCUUGGUAAAACUAUGAGCACUGACUCCACCCAGCCCACCAGGGCAAUAGUCCCCUUAAAUCAAUUUCUUCAGAUGAUAUGAUAGUAGCUGCCUGGAUCGCUUUCUGUGCCUGCAGGAGCCUUGGAAGGGUUCUGCGUUUCCUUUCAUCCUCAAACUCCCUUCAUUCACUCUGGAAGACCCUUGCCAGUUUGGUUUCCAGCACUGGAACCAUGGGUAACAGUUGUGUGUGCCGGGAGGAUAGUGAUGUGGAGGACCAUCAACCGGGGGCAACAAGGGUAACCCGAGGGCAAGCUAGACGAGUGGACCAUGGUACAGGUGUAGGUGCUGACCCCGGGGAGGCCCGGAGCAGUAGGCCAAGGGACCCAGUCAGGCCUCCACGCCGAGGUCGAGGGCCCCAUGAGCCACGGCGGAAGAAGCAGAAUGUGGAUGGCUUGGUGCUGGACACACUGGCUGUCAUCAGGACACUUGUAGACAAUGACCAAGAGCCUCCUUACUCCAUGAUCACUUUGCAUGAAAUGGCAGAGACAGAUGAUGGUUGGCUAGAGGUUGUCCAGUCUCUCAUUCGAGUGAUCCCAUUGGAUGAUCCACUUGGCCCUGCAGUGAUCACCCUUCUGUUAGAUGAGUGUCCUCUGCCCACCAAAGAUGCUUUGCAGAAACUCUCUGACAUGUUGAGUCUGAGUUCAAGUGUAGCACAACAGGAUGCUUUAAACCCUGCUAAACACAGAAACACCACAGCUGUCCUGGGAUGCCUGGCUGAGAAACUGGCUGGACCAGCCAGUACUGGACUUUUGAGCCCAGGAACCCUUGAAUAUCUUCUAGAGAGCCUGAGUUCUGAGGCCCAUCCGACUGUCAUGCUGUUUGCUCUCAUUGCUUUGGAAAAGUUCUCCCAGACCAGUGAGAACAAAGUGACGGUGUCUGAGUCAUGUAUCAGCGAUCGACUCGCUGCCCUGGAGUCAUGGGCAGAGCAACCGGAUUACCUGAAGAGGCAGGUUGGAUUCUGUUCACAGUGGAGCCUUGACAAUUUAUUUCUUAAAGACGGUCGUCAAUUCACCUACGAGAAAGUCAACCUCACUAAUAUCAACGCCAUGCUCAACAGCAAUGAUGUCAGCGAGUACCUCAAGAUUUCCCCCACUGGACUAGAGGCACGAUGUGACGCCUCGUCCUUUGAGAGUGUGCGUUGUACCUUUUGCGUGGAUUCAGGCGUUUGGUACUACGAGGUGACGGUCAUCACAUCGGGCGUGAUGCAAAUAGGAUGGGCCACUAAGGACAGCAAGUUCCUCAAUCAUGAGGGUUAUGGAAUAGGAGACGAUGAAUACUCAUGUGCGUACGAUGGCUGCAGGCAGCUCAUCUGGUACAAUGCUCGCAGUAAACCUCACUCUCACCCCUGCUGGAAAGAGGGAGAUGCCAUUGGCUUCCUGUUGGACCUCAGCAAGAAGCAGAUGAUCUUUUAUCUGAAUGGACAUCAGCUGCCACCAGAGAAACAGGUCUUCUCUUCAGCCACGUCGGGAUUCUUUGCUGCUGCCAGCUUCAUGUCGUACCAGCAGUGUGAGUUCAACUUUGGGGCCAAGCCUUUCCGUCACCCACCUUCUGUCAAGUUCAGCACCUUCAAUGACUUUGCUUCACUGCUGCCCAGUGAAAAGAUCAUCCUACCCAGACACCGUCGUCUGGCCUUACUGAAGCAGGUUAGCAUCCGAGACAACUGCUGCACACUGUGUUGUGACGUCAUGGCUGACACAGAGCUGCGGCCCUGUGGACAUGGUGGUAUGUGUAUGGAGUGUGCCUUACAGUUAGAGACGUGCCCCCUGUGCCGCCAGGACAUCCAGACCAGAGUCAGACUCAUUGCACAUGUCUCCUGACACACUUCCUGCCCCUCCUCUAGUAAGGAGAGACAUGCAAGCCCUACAGCCUCUUCCUCUAGUCCCCUCUCAUCCAACAGGGCUACGAGGACGGUGCCACACCGCUGUGAUGAUGAUGAUGAUGAUGAUGCCAGACCUGUGAGUUCUGGUCAGAGGAACGAUGAAGAAAACAAUAGAGCUGUGGAGAGAAGAAAGAGAGGAUAUGAGAGGAGGGGAAUCGAACCACAGCUGGAUCCCCAGGAGCAUUCCCUCAUUUACCCGAAUCUCUUCAUGUACAUCCUUCUGACAGCUCACUACAGAAGCUGGGUCACAGAUAGUCAACUUCUGCAGCAGGUGUGAGGAGCAGAAUCAUAUUUACCAGAUCACAGACUGUUCCAGCUUCUCAUCUGCAAGCCCCUGCAUCGAGUUACGAGACAUCCUUUCAGACACAAGGUAGCCACUGCGCUUUCAGCCCAGGGGCUGUGACUAUUUUAUCCCAUCAGCCCACACACAGACACACAGACACACACCCACCUGCUGAUCUGAAAGGGCAGGGUAGCUGGGAAGAGCACAGUCUGUAGUGCAGUAUUAAACCCAAGGUACAGAUAAAUUUGAGAUGUAUCACACGAUCAUGUUUUCAGGUAUAGAUAUGUGACUUGUGUUGUCGUUGACGUAGCAUUGUCACUCUCCUUUCUCUCGAGGCUUCACUGUCUGUACUGAUUUAUCAUCGAGUGGCAGAGGUUUGUCAAGAGAUCCUACAGUUUGCUCUUGUUGUCAGAGAACUUCACAUUUGCAGGAGUUCAGUUGUCUGAUUUGAUCCAGUUUACCAAUGAUGUUUAAAGUUUAAUUGACUGUCAUCUAAAAGAGAAUGACAGGUGUUGAAAGAGGUAAUAACACAUAUUUUACAACAGUAAAAAAAAAAAAAAACACAUACUUGAAUCUGUAUUGGGACGAAGUAAUUUUCACUAUGGCUGACCCUGCUGCUUUUUGUGCUGUAUUCUUUUGCUGAGAUGUUGAUAUUUAAUCAUGUACAUCACAACCACAACAAAUAAAUACACAGAGAUUAAAAUCUACAGAAGGUUAAUCUGUAAUUGAAAUGUUUACCCCCCCAGCUUUAAAUCCAUGUGAUUGAGGAGGAGCUAGUUUGGGGGAAGUAUGCACACACACCACCCUCGUAAUUUAUUAAGGAUGGCUUGAUUGCAGCUGUAUAAUUAAGUCUUAAUUUUAGUUUGUGAUAGCAAAAGAUGUGCGUCUGUAUUAAGAUGACUAUUUUCAAACUAUAAGAUGUUAUUUAGUUUUGUAAGAGAUGUGAUGGUGAACACUGGCAACUUGCCCUUGGAAGUGCAGCAGGUUUGGUUUGAUCAGGAAAUUCUCGAAAAACAAAAUGUGAAUCAUUUAAGUGAUUUUGUCUUUCCUCAGUAUCAAUAUACUGAUUACAUACCAUGUUAUUUUUGGUCUGAAAUUGGCAAUGACGUACUUGAAAUAAAUGAGCAAGGAAACUAACUCACAGCACAGUGAUAUGACCUCAACUGAGAGGGCAAGAAAAAAAGUUUUCAUUUGCUUCAAAUCAAAGCACACGCUGAGUGAUCGAUCUAAUCUAAACAGGUUUGCCAGAUCUGUGGCCACUGACUGAGCUAUAGAAAGAGUAAACCUCACUGAUGUCAUUUUGCCAUUUUUCCCCAACAUCUUCAGCCGUAGAUUGUUCUAUAUCUGUCUUUUCUGUCUGUUGUUUACUUGAAGCAUCUCUGAGUUGACUCAGUCACAUUUGUCUAUUGGAAACCGAUGACACGAUGAACACGAGGGAGAUUGUGAUUCAAGAAAUGUGUUUGUGUGAUUUUAAAAUGAAACAAAAUCACUGACAUUUCAAAUCAAAACAGAAUAAUUAAAUGUAUUUUGGGCAACUUUUUUUUUUUUAAUGAAAGAGUUUCUACUUGCCCAAAUUGCAUGAGCAAGAUCUGCAUAAUCAUUCAGACUAUACUGGAACAAUUAAAACAUAACAUGCAUCUCUCAGUAUGACAAAUGACUUGUCUGUUCCCUGUUUGCUACCCUGUAUUUCCUGGAGCACCUUAUACAUGCAGGUGAGAGAAAGUAUAUGGUAGGAGAUGAACUUUGUGAUUGUAAAGAAUAAGUUGUGAGUAUUUAAAACAUCUAGAAAGGAAUUUUUGCCCCGGAAUUCCCAAAGAUGUGAUUUAUUGACAAAUUGUUGUUUCCUGAAUUGUGACAUUUGUAAUAAAUGUGUGUAUGUAUGUGA